AUGGAGGAGGCACUUGCUAAACCAAGAAAUGUUACUCAUACCCUCUAUAAGCUUUAUAGCUGGCUGGAGAUGGGUACUAUCGACCUUAGUCCUGAGUUUCAGAGAGAUGUUGUUUGGACUGCUGCCAAACAAAGUUACCUGAUUGAUUCUGUAUUCAAGAACUUUUACAUUCCUCCUAUUAUCUUUUCGUGCAAAAAACUUGAUGAUAAACGAUUUAUGCGUGUAUGUAUUGACGGAAAGCAAAGAUUAACAUCAAUAAAGAGAUUUAUUGAUAAUGAAAUUCCUCAUAUUAAACUUUUUGGUGGUAGUAAUCAGAAAUAUUAUUACAAAAAACCAAAAGUUCCAAGGUCUGAUGUUAUUACAGAGAUGGAAAGAGAACUUUUUGAUUGUUCUGAAUUUGUUUGUGUGGAAUAUUAUGAUUUAAAUUUAGAGCAAGAACAAGAAAUAUUUAGCCGUGUCCAACUCGGAAUGCCUCUUACACCUGCUGAAAAAUUGCAAGCUAUCAGCAGUCCUCUAUCCGAAUAUGCACAUCAAAUAUAUAAUGACUAUCCUUCCAUAACUAAUGUUAUGGACGUAAGUCGUGGGCGUCCGUUCCAGUUGAUCACUCAAUCAUUACACAUGAUUGAGAUUCAACCACCAAUCUUUCGGGCAACUCCAACCACAAUUUCCAAAUAUCUGAAGGAGGAUCGUCCGGUACCACGAAAAUUACUUAGCACCUCAAAACAUGUCUAUGAUACCCUCGAUUCACUAAUCAAGGCAGAUGUAGAACUCCUUAAUCGUCACAACAAGCUUGCGCCGAUCGAGUUUGUCUUUUUGUGCUUUAUGAUUGCGAAAUAUCCCGAGUUAUCCAUCCCUCAAUAUCAGUAUUAUAUUAUCGCGAUGAAGAAAUUUGUCAGGAAGAAGCAUGAUGACAUUAGAUUCAAUAGUAAGGUCUACGAGACGCUCAAGGAAUUCGUCGAUAAUAUGGAUAAUAGGCUCGAUUUUGAAUCUCAAAAUUCUUUUCCGCAUGGGUACAAGAGAAUCAAGCGUGAAAUUGAAGAGUAA
Messenger RNA from Ambispora leptoticha, 1044 nucleotides. NCBI's taxonomy places the organism in Eukaryota, Fungi, Glomeromycota, Glomeromycetes, Archaeosporales, Ambisporaceae. The record is from the annotation of a GenBank genome assembly.